Molecule: messenger RNA, 1693 nt
Organism: Telopea speciosissima
Lineage: Eukaryota; Viridiplantae; Streptophyta; Magnoliopsida; Proteales; Proteaceae
Product: RNA polymerase II-associated protein 3-like
Exons: 12
Coding region: 132-1517 (461 amino acids)
Molecular function (GO): protein binding
Source: RefSeq, a predicted model, not a curated record
UCGACCCCGCUAGAAAACAUCGAAACAUGGAAUUCGCGCCCACAUUUUAGUUUGUACGCCCAGGAAGACCAAAAAUCGAAUUCCAGUUUUCAGAUUUCAUUUCGUUUGCCAUUCCACACUUCCGGAAAAUCAUGGCCAGGGUUCCCACCAAGCACAAUCGUGAUCCAGUGCCGGAUUUCCAAGGGUUUUUGAACAACUUGCAAGAUUGGGAGCUUUCGUUCAAAGAGAAAGACAAGAAGUUGAAAACUCAAGCUCAGGGAGAGAGAAAAGUGGUGUCUUCAUCUCAGGAUACUGGAAAGUUUGGCGGAGAUCAAGAGCUCUCAGGCAAAAUCUUACCAGAGGAUUAUUUGAGAAAUAAUGCACACGGAUAUGACUUUUCAAGGAACUUUGGUGCGAUGAGUCAUAUGUCAAGUGGCUUUUUGGCUGAAGAAAAUUCUCCAGAUGCAGCUUCGGAGAAGGAAUUGGGCAAUGAGUAUUUCAAGCAGAAGAAGUUCAAAGAAGCAAUUGAUUGCUAUUCGAGAAGCAUUGCAUUGUCACCUACAGCUGUUGCUUUUGCAAACAGAGCCAUGGCCUGCCUCAAAAUGAAAAGAUUUGUAGAGGCUGAGAGUGACUGUUCGGAAGCCUUAAAUCUAGAUGACCGCUAUGUAAAAGCAUAUUCAAGGCGUGCAACAGCCCGAAAAGAACUUGGGAAGUAUAAAGCAUCCAUGGAAGAUUCUGAGUUUGCGCUGAGGCUGGAACCCCACAACCAAGAGCUAAAGAAGCAGUAUAAUGAGGCAAAAGGAUUGUAUGAGAGGGAUAUUCUCAAGAAGGCUGCUACAGUGGUAAAAAACUCCAUUCAAGGGGCACCACAAGUUGAAGUCAAAGGGGAUCUUUGGAGUGGUCAUUUGGUCUCUAAUACCUCUCAAAAGAUUGAAUUGGAUCACAACAAGGAGAAAAAUGUGAAAGCUCCUGAUAUAACUAUGAGGAAUGGAAGCAGCAGUGAGGGACAAGAACCUGAUGGAUCUCAAGAACAUGUGAGCCUAAGUUCCACAGCGGAGAGUGCUAAGCAGUUCAGGAUGUCAGUGCAAGAACUUGCUUCAAGAGCAGCUUCUCGAGCCGUGGCUGGAGCUGCCAAAAACAUUACACCACCGAAGUCGGCAUACCAGUUUGAGAUUUCGUGGAGAGGGCUAUCUGGUGAUCGUGCACUACAGGCUCGUUUGUUGAAGGGUGUAUCACCAAUGACCUUGCCACAAUUGUUCAAAAAUACACUGUCUGCUCCGAUACUGAUUGAUAUCAUAAGGUGUAUAGCCACCUUUUUCAUGACCGAAACUGAGCUUGCAGUCCAAUUUUUGAAUAACUUGAUCAAAGUGGCACGAUUUGACAUGAUCAUCAUGUGUCUCUCUGCCUCAGACAGGGCUGACAUGCAGAAGAUAUGGUGUGAAGUAUUCUCUACUGAUGGCAAGUACGCUGAGAUUCUCAGAAAACUACAACUGAAGUACUGCUCCGGAUAUGGCAUGUUGAGUCCAAUGGCUCAGUGAAAGAAUCAUUGACUCAGUCAAAUUUUGCAUUUCCUCCAUUCAAAACAUUCCCCUCCAUAACAAUCAGGCAACAUGCUGAUAUGCUCCACCUCUUGCUUCUUUCCUUGGGAGCCUUUCUUCUCCCUUAUGUUCAAUAUAUUUAGGUCUUCUGUUUAUAUAAUUUUUUUUGGAUAAUU